AUAUGUAUGAGUGUGAGCCGACUUUCCCGCCACCGUGCUAGGCAUGAAACGAGCUCACAAGGCUUGACUCGGCACUUGAAUCCAGACCAGCGCGACGAACGGUUGCAAGUAAGCAGCUCCUUAAGAAGUGAACCCGAACCAAACUCAACAGUUUUGGCGCAGCCGGUAAGACAAUGAUGAACGACGAUGGAAGAUUCGGUGUGUCGUUGGGAGCUUUCAACGAUAAGGUGGAUACACAAGAUUUACGUCGUGAAUGGGAAGAGUGGCAUCGGGCCUUUGAGCUGACUCUUGAGAUGCGACAUAUCGAAUCCCAACACGAUAAGUUGGUAACCAUGCUGACGAUUGGAGGACGAGGAUUGCAGCGAAUUUUCUAUAAUUUGCGCCCUGUGAAGGAAGAAAUUUUCCCAGAGUCCGUUAAGAUUCCUUUGAUGCCGCGCGAGGUCCCGGAAUAUGACAACGCAGUCAAACGGCUAGAGAAAUUCUUCGUAGGCAAGCGCAACGAACGGGUGGAACUAGAAGUUUUCCGCUCAAUCAAACAAUCGAGCGAGGAGUCUUUCAACAAUUUCAUCCUCAAACUUCGGGCCCAAGCUGCUAGAUGCGAAUUUUUUGAACGUGAAGAGACGGAACUUCUUCAGCAAAUCACAAUGGGCGCUCGUGACGAGAAGGUGCGGGACAAAGGCUUGGAGAAUGUCAUGAGCUUGGAUGAAGUUAUCACCUAUGCUAUAAAUCGCGAGAUCCCGGCCAGUAGAUAG
Molecule: messenger RNA, 752 nt
Organism: Armigeres subalbatus
Lineage: Eukaryota; Metazoa; Arthropoda; Insecta; Diptera; Culicidae
Exons: 2
Coding region: 174-752 (192 amino acids)
Source: RefSeq, a predicted model, not a curated record